GUGGGGACAGGAUGUGAGGUUGAAAUGAAGUCAAUGUUGGGAUAAAUGUAUACAAACCGAGGGUCGGCCUUGCUGUAUACGAAGCCUUACAAUCGUGGACAAACACGAUAGAAAGCAAGCGCUCACGCUCGACAGGAACAAGCAGGAGGGUGGGUGAAGCAGGUCAGGCCUAAGACUCCCGUCUUUGCUCCGGAUCUUCAGGUUUCCGUUUUAGCUGGCCACAGGCUGAGGUCGGAAAACCUCCGGGCCUGCAGGGGGCGCCUGGCGCAGCGGAGCACGGUAGUCCUGGGCGGGGCCGGGGCUGCGCAGUCAUGAUCACUGCCGAGGCCGCGGCGGACUCCGCCGUCCCCUCGGUGCCCGGUACUGCGGUGGCUACCGUUGUCCCGGAGCGCGAGGAGCCAGCGUGGCCCUGGAAAGAUGCCCCGAUCCGGGCGCUGGUGCAGCGCAUCCACCAGUUGCAGGCUGAGCGCGCGCAGGCCUUCCGCCGGCUGGAGGAAGGCCACCUCCAGUACCUGCGAAGCGGCCCGCCCUACGACUUCCCGCGCUACCGGAGCACGGUGCACGAGGUGACCCAGGCCUUCGCGGCCGCCUCGCGAGAAGUGCUAGCGGUGGAGGCCGAGCUGGCCGGGCCCAGAGGGCAGCCGCUGCUCGCGAGCCACGUGCGCAGCCUGCAACAGCUGGAGCAGACUCACCUGGCCACGGUGGCCCUGCUGCAGCUGAUGGGGGCACCAGAGCUGUCUGGGCAGGAGAACACUCUGGAGAUGCACCAGCUGAAGAUGAAUCCCGAUCCGCUCUUGUAGGGUAAUUAAAACCAUGGAAGCAAUCAGCGAGGUUCUUCAGGACCUUAAGUUUGAUGCAGAAUCUGCCGACUGAUGGUGGCUCCCCAGGUACACGCCAAGGGACACAGGAAAUGGCGUGAAUGGCACCCAGCCCACCCCUGGACUGUCAGCUGGCUGGGGCACGCUCCACCAGGUUGCUGACUGCCCUUGAGUUUGCUGUGACUCCCACAAUAAAGGACCCUUCAUUUGCA
Messenger RNA from Zalophus californianus (California sea lion), 1030 nucleotides. RefSeq names its product required for excision 1-B domain containing (gene REX1BD). The transcript is spliced from 5 exons. The coding region runs from base 312 to 800 and encodes 162 amino acids. NCBI's taxonomy places the organism in Eukaryota, Metazoa, Chordata, Mammalia, Carnivora, Otariidae. The record is from RefSeq and is a predicted model, not a curated record.